UUGCAAGUCAACAUUGCAGUCUUAGAAGGAUAAAAGAGAAGUGUAUACAUGACUGCAAUGGAUUGGUUGUUUGUUGGUUCUAUAUUUACACUUUCCCUAGGAGCUGUGUCAUCAUGUCCUCUUUACUGGAUACCGCAUGAGGAAUCGUGCUACGUCAUCCCACAAGUAGCACAAUCGUGGGCGUCAUCAGUGGCGUUCUGUAUGGCUCAUGGUGCGCAUUUGGCAGAAAUAACGUCGCCUGAAGAAAACAACUUUCUAUCAAACCUGGUCAAGCAAAAUCACCCACCGGGAUCUCAAAUCUGGAUUGGUGGAACUGAUGCACUGAGCGAAGGUAAUUGGAUAUGGAGUCACACUGAAGAAAUAUUCCAGUAUCAAAACUGGGACAGCGGUCAGCCGAGCAAUUAUGGUGGUAGUGAGCACUGUGUGACGAUCCGCACCAAUGGGAAGUGGAAUGACAAUCCAUGCUGUGAAAACUUGCAUAGCAUAUGCGAGAAAAGACGAAUGACAGGACCUGGUGUUGGCAAAUAGGUGAUGCUACAUUGCUUUGGGAAACAAUUUUAAAAUAAUUAAAAGAAACGAAAUGUACAUUCACUACAGUAUUUUGUCCUACGAGGACAGAAAACAACAUUCUGAACAAACUGCAGCUUGUUGUAGCUUAAUUGAAUAAACAAAAUAGCAUUUCAAGAGUAUUUAACUUCA
Gigantopelta aegis is the source of this 699-nucleotide messenger RNA. RefSeq names its product galactose-specific lectin nattectin-like. Bases 49 to 528 code for a protein of 159 amino acids. NCBI's taxonomy places the organism in Eukaryota, Metazoa, Mollusca, Gastropoda, Neomphalida, Peltospiridae. The record is from RefSeq and is a predicted model, not a curated record. The transcript is spliced from 5 exons. Gene Ontology annotation, molecular function: signaling receptor activity.